Centruroides sculpturatus (bark scorpion) is the source of this 3497-nucleotide messenger RNA. Its product is annotated as mitogen-activated protein kinase kinase kinase 12-like. NCBI's taxonomy places the organism in Eukaryota, Metazoa, Arthropoda, Arachnida, Scorpiones, Buthidae. The transcript has 14 exons. Gene Ontology annotation, biological process: protein phosphorylation; JNK cascade. The record is from RefSeq and is a predicted model, not a curated record. The coding region runs from base 687 to 2885 and encodes 732 amino acids. Gene Ontology annotation, molecular function: ATP binding; JUN kinase kinase kinase activity.
CGCCGUCGGUCAUUAUUUAUAACUAAACGAUUGUGCGUUUCUUCCUUAAUUACUAAACUUCGGCCAAAAUAUCCACCAUUCCGUUUGUUAUCAAUUUCGAAUACGAAUAAUUGCAGCGACUGCGGUUCCCUCUGGUUUCCCUCGAAAUCGCGUAAAUUCCAGAUUAGACUAGUGGUUACUGUAAACCCCAGUUAGGCUUUGUUGUCGCUUUAAAUUACAGACUGUCUUCCGUCCACGUUAAUCGGAAAAUGAAAAAAUAUAUAAAAUUUCGUAAGACAAAUCGGUUUUUAAUCCGUCGGUCGUCCAAUAAAAGAGCUUCUUCGUAAGACGGUUAGCCAUUGGUCGACGGUUCCCGGUAUCUUUACCGCGGAAAGAUUCGGCGCGCCUGCGCCGGGGUGGAACGGCGGGGAGGACGCCCGCCGUCGCCUCGGCUCGAAGGGCGCCGCCAUCGAUCCGGGCGGAUCUCCCGGGCUUUUCCCCUCCGCGACUACGGGCUGCGCCGGCGCCGAAGGUGACGUCACGAGAAAGCCGCGCGCGGAAGAAGAUCGGUAGGCGCCGACUAGUCGGUGUCGCUCCGGAUGCUCUCGGUGGCGUCGUCUACGGAUGCGACUUUCGUCUCCCGCGCAGAUACAAGUGACAAGUUCUUUUAGUACUGGAAUGGAUAACAAGAACAAGUUCUUUUGGGGAUGACUGAAUUGCCCGACAUGCACAAUCCUCCAAACAACAUGGAAAGUUCUACGGAACUUGAAAGUGGACAGUCCGUCAGUGAAAGUCUCAGUUCUCCGGCAUCUCUGGCAAUUAUGUGUGGUAGUAGCGAUAGAGAUGACUUUGGAGAAAGUAUGCUCUGCAUGAAAGAACCCAGUCGGGACCAGAGUCCAAAGACUCCGAGUCUGCCCACCUCCAGUCGACUCUCGGCCAGUAGUGUGGCCCAGUGUUCGGUUUUGAGUCCGAAUCUCUCCUAUUCGCUACCCGACCUUCCCCACCACACCGACGGUGACUCCUCUUCUCAUUCGGGCCGCUGGUUUGAUGGGCUUUGGAUCUGUCUUCGGCCUUUCUGGGACAUUAUUGGGAAAAAUUCUGUCAACAGAUCUAGACAGUCAGAUGACUGGGAGAUCCCAUUUGAAACAAUUCACAAUCUUCAGUGGGUGGGAAGUGGGGCACAGGGUGCCGUGUUUUUGGGCAGUCUGAAUAACGAGUUGGUGGCGGUGAAGAAGGUUCGAGAAAAGUCGGAGACCGACAUCAGGCAUCUUCGUCAACUGAAACAUCCAAACAUAGUGACUUUCAAAGGUGUUUGUACACAGCCACCUUGUUAUUGCAUUGUUAUGGAAUAUUGCCCUUAUGGACAACUGUACGAUAUUUUAAAAAGUGACAGAGAAAUCCCUCCUCUGACGGUUGUAGACUGGAGCAAACAGAUUGCAAGAGGGAUGGAAUAUUUGCAUUCCGAAAAAAUCAUUCACAGAGAUCUUAAAUCUCCUAAUGUUUUGAUAGGAGAAAAAGAUGUUCUUAAGAUAUCCGAUUUUGGAACCUGUCGACAGUGGAACGACAUUAGUACUCGAAUGAGUUUUGCCGGAACCGUUUCUUGGAUGGCACCGGAAAUCAUUCGUAACGAACCCUGUUCGGAAAAAGUGGAUGUUUGGUCCUACGGAGUUUUGUUAUGGGAACUCCUGACUUGUGAGACUCCUUACAAAAAUGUAGAUUCUUCAGCCAUUAUAUGGGGAGUGGGAAAUAACAGCCUGCAUCUUCCCGUUCCAUCAUCAUUUCCCGAAGGUUUUCAACUACUACUAAAGCAAUGCUGGAGUCAAAAACCAAGAAAUAGACCUUCAUUUCAUCACAUACUGUUUCAUUUAGAUAUGGCAGGAGAAGAAAUUAUAAAUCUUUCAGAAGACAGCUAUUUUAAGACUCAGAUUUCGUGGAGAAAAGAAAUCGGAGAUUACAUGAAAGAUUUCUGUCACACCGGCAGUCACAUGACCCUUCUGGAAGAGGACAUAACCGCGCGAAGACGAGAAGAACUGAGGCACGCGCAAGACAUCAGAGAACACUACGAAAAAAAAUUGGAGAAAGCGAAUAACUUAUAUAUGGAAUUAGCGGCGUGUUUGCUUCAGUUGGAAGAAAGAGAGAGAGAUCUCAUCAGACGAGAACAAAAUUUACAACUGGGAAUUAACAGGCCCCACGUGGCCAGGAUAGUUCAGCCUUUCCUGAGAGCCCACGAGAGGUUUAAUCGCAAGUCGGUACAAAAAGUUCCCGCCGAGCAAACGAGUUCAGAAAACGCGCGGAAGACUCGGUGGUUCCGACCGGAAGAGAAGACGGCCGACGACCCGGAAGCGGAAGCGGAGUCGGAACGCUACGUGGAAAGCCAGACCCAGACCGAGACUCGGCCCCUCUUUUCGGAGGGCGAAAACCGCAACCGGCGCAACGGCAACGCCCCGGACACCGACAGCAACCGGAACCGGCGGUCGGAGGAGGGGGAGGCGCCCGAGAAGACUUCCGGUCUGGAGGGAAGAAACUCGGCCGCCGACCACCAGGAAAACGUGGUAAUCGGCGGCGGCGGGGUCUUGCCCACCCACCCUCAGAAUUUCCUGCAAGAUUGCGGCAAACAGCGAGAAACGUAUUACAGAAACAAGAGGAAACUGGUCCAGAUCCAGAACAACAACGACGGCGACUGCGGCACCCACGCACCCAUCGAGGCCUCUUUCCGGCUGUCCUUCGACGCCGGCGCCCAUCGCCGAUCGCCCACCAAGUACCUGUGUCAGAUGGAGACCGGAAGCGAGGCGGGCGGCGAGGAGAGGAGGGUGAGUGGCCUUCCGGCGGCGGCGGCCGAAGGUAGACCGGCCUCUGACGUCCGUUCUUCUGCCCUUUUCCAGGUGGACAUCGAGACCCGAGUGUAGAGGCGGGCGGAAAGCCACUUUCUAGUCGUACAAACCACUAAAUUCGGUGCCUUGGAAAACAUUCGAAGGUUCCGGACGAGAAAUUCUCACCGCAACCCCACCGGUUUAUUUCCUUUCGUCUCCUCCCGUCGGUCGCGGUGGCCACGCGCCUAGUAACCGUACGUCUCAGGAAUUACUCUAGCAUCUUCUAGUCCGGCGUCGGGAAACUCGCCCUUUAUUUAUUUUAUUUACCUUUUACGUCGCCAGAGGAGAUUUUUUUCUCUUUUGUCGUUAAUAAAGUAUUUUUCUUUUUGGUCGUUUAUUUUAUUUUUUCUUGGCCCCGAAGGACGGAAGUAUCCCCUUUCGUCCUUCGUUUCCCGACGCUACUAGCCAAACGUAUUUCGUAGAAGAAAUAGAAGCGUAAUUUGGGAUCGUAAGUAUUUUUAUACGGAUUUCCACCCGAGUGGCCGGCGUUACCCCUUCUCCCGCCGUUUUUAAGAAUAUGCAAAGAGAAAAUGUGGCGGAGACGGGAGAAACCGACGACGGAGUGCCACGGUAGAAUCCGCACUCGAAAAGUACAGUACAUAUAAUUAUUUAUGGUUUCUUCGAAAAUAAAGAUUGUGUACCAGCAGA